Adelges cooleyi (spruce gall adelgid) is the source of this 2000-nucleotide messenger RNA. RefSeq lists its product as uncharacterized. Bases 1671 to 2000 code for a protein of 109 amino acids. The record is from RefSeq and is a predicted model, not a curated record. NCBI's taxonomy places the organism in Eukaryota, Metazoa, Arthropoda, Insecta, Hemiptera, Adelgidae. The transcript is spliced from 5 exons.
UAGUAUGUUUUGGCCGUAUCGAAUCUUGUUAUCAUAGUCUUGUUAUCACAGUCUUGUUAUCAUAGUCUUGUUAUCACAGUCUUGUUAUCACAGUCUUGUUAUCACAGUCUUGUUAUCACAGUCUUGUUAUCACAGUCUUGUUAUCACGAACUUGUUAUCACGAACCUGUUAUCACAGCCUUGUUAUCACAGUCUUGUUAUCACAGUCUUGUUAUCACAGUCUUGUUAUCACAGUUUUGUUAUCACAGUCUUGUUAUCACGAACCUGUUAUCACAGUCUUGUUAUCACAGUCUUGUUAUCACAGUCUUGUUAUCACAGUCUUGUUAUCACGAACUUGGUAUCACGAUCUUGGUAUCACGAACUUGUUAUCACGAUCUUGUUAUCACGAACCUGUUAUCACGAUCUUGGUAUCACGCUGUUAUCACGCAUGUGGCAGGUCACUACUGUGUCCGUCGAGCGGUGACGCUAUACUAGCGCGGUUCCGCUGGUAUCACUACUGGUAUCACAUGCGCGCGCGCGCGCACACACACACACACACACACACACACACACACACACACACACUGGCGACACUAAGUGAACACGGUGACGGAACCGCGCUAGUAUAGCAUCAACGCUCGACGGAAACAGUAGUGCACUGUCACAGCGACAAUGGGCGGAAAGGGGAAAGGUAUACGCAUGAGCAGCAGCAGCAGCAGCAGCAGCAGACGUAAGCGGACGUGUGAAGAACCGAAAACGAAACUCUUGGCGGUCAAAGCGAUUACGAUAAGUUUUAAGGAGAGAAAAUUCUUACACAUAGGAUGCGCGUGGACGGAGACGGGAUAUGCUCCGGCAGCGAUGAUUGUGUGUUCCAAUGGAUUUAUGACCUUGAGCUUAAAUCAAAUCGUCGGACUGGUAACGGGUAUUAAUGAUCUCGCGCGGUUCGUGGGCAGCAAUCAACGCGCGGCGUUCCACGUACAACCGCCGGACGGCAUUAUCAUUAAAAAAACCAGAUGUUUUUCAAAGUCAUACCUGAUCAUCAACGACGCGCACACCCGCCUUACGCUGACCGAAGAAAAUUUGUUAACGUUGGAGUGGAAUCGCGAAUCAAUCGUACGGGCACUUGAUGAUAACGCGAAAAUAUGUACAGCCCUGACGGAGCAAUACGGCACGAUGAAGAAUGCGAUGACGGUGGAAGUGAUAAAUCGAUACGCGACAAUGUCGGUCGAUGAGGUGUACACCGCAAUGAUGAAUCAUCCUGUACACGGAUUCCCGCCGCGAGAACCAAGUUAUUACAAAGAAAUCGCGGUCAUAGAGUACAAACGGCUGUGCGACGAAAUAUGGGGAGAAAAUGUUAAUACGAUGAUGAUGACGUCUAACUCACAAUGGAAUUUAGCAGAGUUACUUGACGGUUACACAGAUAAGAACGACGUGGUGGAGGAGGAGGAGAAGACGAGUACUACACCAGUAAUCAAGUCAGACGGUGUGAGCAUUGCUUCACCACCACCACCACCACCACCACCGUGCGAUAGUGUGGAUGACCUGACGGUCGAAACCUGAUAAGGGUAUUUCCCGUUAGGCCGUGUACAAUGAUAACACAAAGAAAAUGGAGGGACGAAAUAACCACACACCAUAUAUAAACGAACACGCUGAACCAUUUAAUCACAUUCACACGCAUACAACAAAAACAAAAUGCAUUACAGAUAUACACCACCAUCGCCGCCAAAUUCGCCGACACCGUUUAGUACCAAUUGGGUGCAGAACGUCGACGACGAUGAUGACGACGACGACGGGUCGCCAGUGAUAAUACCGAUGAGCGUGGUAGACGCUGCAGCAGCGGAAGCGGUGAGUCAUAUACAGCUGCGAAUAGAGAGGGUGUUCUCGCUGACCGACGUAGUGGAUCUAACGAUGUCUUCGGAGGAGGAGGAGUGCAGUUCGUCAUCCACGUCGAGUGUGAUGGAGCUACCCGUCAGCGACACGGAGAGCACAGUCGAAGAAGAGACUGAAAGUAAAAAUGGAUGA